CAUUUGCAAGGUGUAACGAUGUCCGCGAUACAAUUAUACUACACUCCACAAUACUACAAGAUACCGACUUAAAGAAUACUUCGUAAAAAGUUAGCAGCCAGUUUGUGUGGAAUCACACGCGCAUCUUUGCUCGAGUUGUAGAUGGAACUCUAGUUUAUCGGGGACUCUGUGUAUUGGUUUACUGUACAAUGUCCGUAUGAUUAGCCCACCGGAAGCAUUCCUUCAUUUCCUGCGAGCUUUGGCAUAAGGACGGUGUACACGGAACUCUCGCUUCGCUCUACGGAUUUCCAUUUUAUAUCACUCGUUUUUUCUAGUUUUUGCUCGGGAUAGCUAGGCAAUAGACCAUCACCUGUAACUCGCACCGGAGUUGGAAACUGAUGAAGACUUUUGAGAUACUUGCGCAAAACUUUUGGCACUUUUGUUGGAUUUGAGGGUGAUUUGAACGGGAGAUCAGAUGUUUCAUGGCGCUUAAAAACACGGUGACACUCACUGAAAAUCCUUUUGAAAACGCCGUAAUAUGGGAGAAAAGAGAUCCCGUAAAGGAGUCCAAACAUCGGCUACGACACACAAAGAACGGGGACAAGAUCGAUACGAUAGCCAUAGGCAAGGACGAGGACAGCGACGAAUAUGAUUAUUGCAUCCUUAAAGCUGCCACGAAAGGAUCCAAUCCACUACCCCGAAUACUACCAAGUGACCGAGAAAUAAGGACACACAUUUCGAGUUCGAGUUAUAAUACCUUUGCUAAAAGGCACACGGGUGGACCUGUGUACUCCGUGUCUGCUAGGACUGUUACGAGAACUCCAGUAUCGCCGACUUCUCCGAGUUGUAAACACUCGGAUCUCUCUGCUAGGAUUCGCACUAAUGCGAACCAAGGCAAACAAAGUGUUGAUGAAGAAGACGUUCAAUUAUUUUGCUGUGGUCGAACGGUGGAAUCACUCGUUGAUACAGCGACAUGUAUGUGUUGUGUAAAAGGUGCGUUGUAUCAUUGUACUAAAGAUAGUGACGAUGAAGCGUUCACAACUGAGGACCCUUGCUCGUGCGAACAGGAUCUACCGAGGCGCACAUGCGUUACGAGGUGGAUGUGUAUAGCUCUGUGUUCAAUAUUUCUGCCAUGUAUACUAUGUUAUUUCCCGGCAAGAGGUUGCCUUCAGGUCUGUACCUGCUAUAGAAGACAGAGAAUCGCCAGCUCACGGCGACCAAAACACAGAGUUCGGAAAUCUGAGAUAUUGUAGCGAGUUCUCUCUCCCCCAAAAGAUUUAUAAUUUAUAAUCUAGGCUCAUAUUGAGCGAUCUGAAAAUUCGUCUAUCAAAUAUAUGCUUUUAUUUAUGGCUUUUCUUGUACAUAUUAAAUUUGAUGAAAGAUG
This is a messenger RNA of Nematostella vectensis (starlet sea anemone), 1363 nucleotides long. RefSeq names its product protein sprouty. Lineage: Eukaryota; Metazoa; Cnidaria; Anthozoa; Actiniaria; Edwardsiidae. Gene Ontology annotation, cellular component: membrane; cytosol. The transcript has 2 exons. The coding region runs from base 462 to 1232 and encodes 256 amino acids. Gene Ontology annotation, biological process: negative regulation of Ras protein signal transduction; negative regulation of MAP kinase activity; animal organ development. The record is from RefSeq and is a predicted model, not a curated record.